AUGGGUGACGUCGACCGGGCUCGAGUCGCAUACCCCGUUCCAGAUCCCAAAAAGAUCUUCAAUAAAGUCAUGGACUGGCUGGAGGCGAACCACAUGUCGGAACAAGGGACGGAGCCGGCCUCGCAGCUGGCUGACGACUACAUGGUCGGCUGGGAAGCCUCGGAUCAGUUCGAGAAGAAGCAGCUUGGCCUGCUGGCGGCGAACGGCCAGAUGGGGCCCAACGAGCUCAAGGAGGUCAAGAGGCUCAGCCUGCUUCGUGGAGUCGAGGAGUGGGACAUGCUGAUUGCAUGCGCGAAAUCGAUGAGGGCUGAGACGGCGAACCACAACCCGCUGGAUGGACAGGACACCCUGAGCUAUCUUGCGAAAAUUAUCAAGCCAGACCCUCUAACAAGACCAAGUAACCAUAUCGCAAACGUUGCUCUAGGAGCACAGCAGAGACAAGGCGUCGGCAGGGGGGAUGCCAUCAUGGCAAAACCGCAGGCAGCACCAAACACGGACAAGAAGCGUAAGCGACAGAACGAGUCCCAUUUCUUCGCAGGACCAGAUCAGGAGACGCCCACCGCGUUAGUGAAUAAGCGAGCCAAGAAGCGUGCUAGAAGAGCUGCGAAGAGAGCCUCUAAGAGAGCUGCAAAAGCUCUUCAGCAAGCUCAGGGCGAAGAUUCGGAGAAUACCAACCAGCCCCAUCCCACGGUUCCAGUCCUGAAGGAGGCUGCUGUAUGGUACCGGAGCAGUGAUAAUGCCAAGGCGCCGACGAAGAAGGCCAUCGCGCCGCAGGCUGCCGCCUUAACCCCUCAGACUGGCUCAAGUGAAGUGCCUGCGGGUGAUGGAGAGACCCUGGACAAUGAACAGCAAGAGCAAACCUCAGAGGACGAACGGGCAAGUACAAUCCCAAGGUCUCCAGGGGCUGCGGAUAUAGAGGUGAAAGCAGAGGAACUCGACCAGGCGCCUACAGGGACUAGUACGGCUCUAGAGGGCUACGACGGCACGCUUCAGGCGGCUCCCGAAGAAAGGAGAUAUACCCUUCGCUCAGCGUCUCAAACCCCCAAGAAAGAACGCGUGUCAACCUCCAAAUACUUUACCACGCCCAAGUCCAGCCCACUCAAGCCGAAAAGCCCACGGCCUCCACGAGGGACUGUUUCUGCCUUGCCAUUUCCAACCCUAUCAGCACCACAAUUCGGUCUCGUCCAGGAGAAGCUUGCCGACGACCCAUUCCGGCUGCUCAUAGCAAUCACGUUCCUCGUGAGGACGCCCGGCAGGACGGCUAUACCAACUUACUUCAAGCUGAUGGAGAAAUACCCGACUCCCGAGGCGUUGGUGGAAGCAAAGCCUAGCGAUAUCUCGGCUAUGAUCAAGCACCUAGGACUCUCAGUUGUCAGAGCAGCCCAGAUCCAGAAGUACGCGCGGAUCUGGCUCGCGACGCCCCCGACCCGAGAUGCCCGCUACGGCGUGAAGAACUACCCGCGGCCGGGCGACGGCAAGGACGUCCGCGCCGGCGAGGCCGUGGCGCCUGAGGACCAGGACCCGCGCCCGUCGGCGUGGGAGAUCGGCCACAUGACGCAGGGCGCCUACGCCCUCGACAGCUGGCGCAUCUUCUGCCGCGACGCGCUGCUGGGCCGCCGCGAGGGCCGCCGCCCCCCUGCCUUCCAGCCCGAGUGGAUGCGCGUCCUCCCGCUCGACAAGGAGCUCCGCGCCUACCUCCGCUGGAUGUGGAUGCGCGAGGGCUGGGACUGGGACCCCCACACCGGCGACCGCGCGCCCCUGGCCCGCGAGCUGCGCGAUGCCGUCGAGGAGGGCCGCGUUGCGUGGGACAACACGGGUGCGCUCCAGAUCGUCGACUCGGAGAGAGGGAAAGAUACAGGGUGA
Messenger RNA from Neoarthrinium moseri, 1863 nucleotides. RefSeq lists its product as uncharacterized. Gene Ontology annotation, cellular component: nucleus. The coding region runs from base 1 to 1863 and encodes 620 amino acids. Gene Ontology annotation, molecular function: DNA binding; catalytic activity. NCBI's taxonomy places the organism in Eukaryota, Fungi, Ascomycota, Sordariomycetes, Amphisphaeriales, Apiosporaceae. The transcript is spliced from 2 exons. Gene Ontology annotation, biological process: base-excision repair. The record is from RefSeq and is a predicted model, not a curated record.